Molecule: messenger RNA, 1560 nt
Organism: Trichosporon asahii var. asahii CBS 2479
Lineage: Eukaryota; Fungi; Basidiomycota; Tremellomycetes; Trichosporonales; Trichosporonaceae
Product: sugar transporter
Exons: 9
Coding region: 1-1560 (519 amino acids)
Biological process (GO): transmembrane transport; carbohydrate transport
Cellular component (GO): plasma membrane
Molecular function (GO): carbohydrate:proton symporter activity
Source: RefSeq, a predicted model, not a curated record
AUGGUGUCGAAAUCAGUCUUGUUCUGCUUCUUCGCAGCGUUCGGAGGAUGGGUGUUCGGAUACGACAUCGGAUACAUCUCGGGAUGCCUGAUCAUGCCCGACUUUGUCAAGCAGUUCGGCCAGUGGAACGGCACAGAUGCCGGCACGUUCUUCGGUGCACUCCUCCAGACUCUUACUAGCGACAGUCUCGGGCGCAAGUACUCUAUCAUGUUUUGGUCUGUGAUGGCUAAGAUCGGCGUGUGUAGUGCAGGUGUCAAUCUCAUGGCGCGGGGUGUUGACCUCCACUGGGUGGGGGACCUCCACCUCACUCGUCCGCCCUCUCUGUGGGCGUGGCGUCUUCUCAAUCUUCUGCCAAGCGUCCAAACUGACUCCCAGUUCACUGUCGGCACUGUCAUUCAGCUCGCCUCCUUCGGCCUCGCGCAGAUCACCGUCGGCCGCUUCGUUUCUGGGCUCGGUGUCGGUGCGCUCUCGGCCAUUGUCCCUCUGUACAUCGGUGAGGCAGCCCCGAAGAAGAUCCGCGGCUCCCUCCUCGUCCUCUACCAGGUCCAGAUCAUCUCCGGCCUCUUCCUCGCCUACAUCAUCGACCUGGCGACGCACAAGAUCCCCAACUCGGCCUCGUGGCGUAUUCCCAUCGGCCUGCAGAUCAUCUGGGGCGUGCUUCUCAUCCUCGGCGCCUGGGCUCUUCCUGAGUCGCCCCGACUCCUUCUCGGCAAGGGUAAGGAGGAGCAGGCCCUGAGGUCGAUCGCGGCCCUGAAUGAUUGCACUAUCGACGACCCCAAGGCCCAGGAGAUGCUGGUCGAGCUCGAGGAAGCCGUCGCUGUUGAAAACGCCGAGGGCAAGGGCUCCUGGCUCGAGCUCUUCUCUCUCAAGGGCCACAUGUGGAAGCGCACGCUCAACGGCAUGAUGAUUCAGUUCCUUCAACAGCUUAACGGCCAGAAUUUCUAUUACGGCCCCGUGUUCUUCCAAGCGGCUAAGAUUGAGAGCCUGAACUCGUACACGAUCCAGGUCAUCAUGGGCGCCGUCUCGUUUGUGAUGGUCAUGCCGGCUCUGUGGACGAUUGAGCACGUCGGCCGCCGCCGUUCGCUCAUCACCGGUGCCGCCUUCAUGUUCUGCUCGCAAGCUCGGAGGCAACAUAUGAUCGCUUUCGCCAUCCUGCACGUCUCGGCGUUCUCGCUCUUCUGGGGUCCCGCUCCCUGGGUCAUCCUCGGCGAGACGUUCCCGCUCCGCGUUCGUCCCAAAGGAAUCGCCAUCGGCUCGGCGACUAACUGGUUCUGGAACUUCAUGCUCGGCUACUUCAGCCCUCUUAUCGCGGACGACAUCGGUCCUCUGAUCCUGCUCAUCUUCGCCGGUGUCCUCCUCGUCGCCGUGUUCUACGUCUACUUCAUGAUCCCCGAGACCCGCCGUCUCACCCUCGAGGAGGUCGACGAGAUGUACCGCUCGGGCACGCCGGCCUGGCGUACGAACAACUGGCAGCCGACCGUGCGCGAGCAUCUCCCCAUCGACGACAAGGAGAUGGUCCACCAGGAGCACGUCCGCGCCGCCGCUGUCCUCACCAAGUAA